Parastagonospora nodorum SN15 is the source of this 660-nucleotide messenger RNA. RefSeq lists its product as hypothetical. The coding region runs from base 1 to 660 and encodes 219 amino acids. The record is from RefSeq and is a predicted model, not a curated record. The transcript is spliced from 2 exons. NCBI's taxonomy places the organism in Eukaryota, Fungi, Ascomycota, Dothideomycetes, Pleosporales, Phaeosphaeriaceae.
AUGGCAUUCCACUAUCAGUCAUCAGGAGAUCUGGGUUGGGACAGGAGGCCGUAUAUUGGGAUUGGCUCCCAAAACGAGCGUAAAAAGGUUGACUGGUCAUUUUCUGAGACACAAAUUGCUUCAUCAACCCUUGAGCUCGGUAUUCAAUUACCAGCAGACGACGACGAUGUAACUCGUGGGACGUCUUCCGCUUCGCAUAUGGCCGCGGCCUCAGACCGCUCUUCUACAUCACCAUCGCCAGAACACAACACAGAAGAAUCAAGAGUCGAGAGACCUAAGCAAGUCUCUCAUUUCGAAAAAGAAAAGACUCGAUGGAUCCCCAAGCCGCCUCCGCCUACAUUCUCACAGGGCAGUGAUCAAAACACCAACAACGAAGUAGACAAGCAUACAAAAGGGCCAAAUGAGCCUGGAGAUUCUCGAACACCAGACGGAAAUGAUGAUGAAGAAAAAAACGAGGAGACGGGUUACGGGCAAGCAUCUGUUCCUGUCCAAGUCAAGAUGACAUUGCAUGAUAGCCAUGCUAUUGCAGAGACGUGGAAGGAUGGAACAAUGUCGAUGAAGCAGGAGUUCCCACCAGAGGGACAUUAUUGCCUUGUACGGUUACUGAAUGAGAGUUGUUGGAGCUGGUAUCCGCAGGCUGAUGUAAGAGAGCGCUCUUGA